AAAAAAAGGGGAGGGGAGUGGGGGGGCAGAAACGCGACGCGCAUGCGCAAUCCGAAAGGUUUUGCGCUGCGCAUCCAUGCUGCAGCGAGCUAGUUUGUGAUGGGAGGCGACUGAAGCAGGUGAGAGAGAGAGAGAGAGAGAGAGAGAGAGAGAGAGAGAGAGAGUGAGAGGGAGGGAUAGUCGGCGAUACUUUUUCUGCACUCCGGCUCACACUGACACACACAUAUACGGUGUGGGAAGACGACAGACUUGGAGCCUCGGCAAAAAAGAAAAGAGAAAAAAAAGCCGCUGUUGUUCACACGCUGUGCUCUUUUCCUCCCCCUGGCACCGUGCGCGCUCGCCAAGCCGCACUGUUUGGAGAUAGUCCGCGCGGAAAGUUUUUUGGAGCAUACUGUCUGGAGCCGAUUAAUUGUUGCAUCUGUUUUUUCUUCUUCUUUUUUUGCGAGGCGGAUGACUUACUGUUUUGCAUGUGAAGACUUUUAACUCGAGCUGAGGAAUUGUCAGAGUCGUUUUUGUUUUCCUCGCACAGAAUGGAAGGUAAAUUGACAAGUCGUUUGUGGCGAGGAUCACCGUGUGGAUCUCUCCGCAGGUAAAAACGCGCUAUGACCUGAGCGUGUGAGCGGCUGGAUUUAAUGCUCCCUAAACAUAUUUUUACGUGCAUUUUUUUUGACACAGCUUAGUUUGAAUGUGGAACAGUCCUCGAUCGGACAGGGACUAUAAAAGUAGGCCGCUUUCAAUUAGAAGAGAAUCGACAAGAGUACAUGCGACGUUUCCGCCAGUGGCACUUUGGGUUUGCCGUAGGUGGGUUUUAUUUGUCAAUAGUUGCCGCAAAGUCAAACACUGACUCGUUCCAGGAACCGAUCGUUUUCUCACAACUGUCUUUGGACAUUUUUAUACAUCCCGCUGCCUCCCACCAACGCUUCUAAGCUGUUUAGCGCACGGAGCGCAGUUCACUGAUUUCUUGGGCGUCCGUGUUCACCCCCUUAAAAAAAACCACACACACCAAACCUGAAGAACUCUUAGCUUUGUAGCGUUCCACUUUUCGUCACCUUCUUCCCCAAAGCACUUUCCAAGAGAUCCGGAUAAAAACGACGAGACUUGUCUUCACCGCAGCAGAAAAGGAAAUCUUAAAUCCACCUGGUCUGCACUGGGAUUAUUGGUUUGAUAUCGUCUGCAGAAAGUGGAUUACAACUUCUAACGGGCUGAGCUCCCCGAUCGGCAGCAGUAUGAACCUGGGGCUGGGCUGUGUGUGUCGGCCGGUUUGCUGGCCCUUUGGCAGCGUGUUGGACUCCAGACACUGUGUCUUUGCCCUCACACUCCUCACACUCCUCAUGCAGGUGGUGGUGGAGGCCAACUCAUGGUGGUCUCUGGCCAUGAACCCUUUACUGAUCCCUGAGGCCUACAUCAUCGGUGCCCAGCCUCUGUGCAGCCAGCUGGUGGGCCUGUCGCAGGGCCAGAAGAAGCUGUGCCAGCUCUACCAGGACCACAUGCAGUACAUCGGCGAAGGUGCCAAGACAGGCAUCAGAGAGUGCCAGUACCAGUUCAGACAUCGGCGCUGGAACUGCAGCACAGUGGACAACUCUUCUGUUUUUGGACGGGUCAUGCAGAUAGGGAGUCGUGAAACAGCGUUCACCUAUGCCAUCAGUGCGGCAGGGGUGGUGAACGCGGUGAGCCGCGCCUGCAGAGAGGGGGAGCUCUCCAGCUGUGGGUGCAGCCGUGCAGCUCGUCCCAAGGACCUGCCCCGGGACUGGCUGUGGGGCGGCUGCGGGGAUAACCUCAACUAUGGCUACAGGUUCUCCAAGGAGUUUGUGGACGCGCGUGAGAGGGAGAAGAGCUACCCGAAAGGCUCGUACGAGAGCUCACGGCUGUUGAUGAACCUCCACAACAACGAGGCUGGGAGGAGGACGGUGUCAGACCUUGCCCAUGUGUCCUGCAAGUGCCACGGGGUGUCAGGCUCCUGCAGCCUGAAGACCUGCUGGCUUCAGCUGGCCGACUUCCGCAAGGUGGGCGACGCGCUGAAGGAGAAGUACGACAGCGCGGCCGCCAUGAAGCUCAACGCGCGCGGGAAGCUGGUGCAGAUGCACAGCAAGUUCAACGCCCCCACGAGCCACGACCUGGUGUACAUCGAGUCCAGCCCGGACUACUGCCUGAAGAACCAGAGCACGGGCUCCCUGGGCACGGUGGGGCGCCUCUGCAACAAGACGUCAGAGGGCAUGGAUGGGUGUGAGCUGAUGUGCUGUGGCCGCGGUUACGACCAGUACAAGGCCCAGAUAGUGGAGCGCUGCCACUGCAAGUUCCACUGGUGCUGCUACGUCAAGUGCAAGCGCUGCACCAAAAUCGUAGACCAAUUCGUCUGCAAGUGAGAAGAGGAGCGUCGCCUGUGUGUGUUUGCUUGCAGACGAUGGGCAUACAUCUGUGUGUGUAUUCAUGAGCAGAGGAGCAAAGGAGUUGAACACAGUGAGAGAAUGGAAGAAAGAAACUAUAUAAAUUAUAUUUAUAGAGUUAAACAAUUAUGCCAUUGCAAAAAGACUGACUUUUUUCAAAAAAAAUCUUAUGUCUUCAGAAACUGAGAGUAUCGUGAAAUAUUUAUUUUGAGAUUGUUAUGUUUUAUUUUGGCCCAGUCAUCACCGGCCAAUUUUAACCCCCCUCAAGUGCCUAAAAAAUGGCUUGGAAAUCUUCCCCCACCCCACCUGCAGCAUUUUUUUUAAAUUUCAAAAAAAAAACAUCACUUGCCUUGGGUCACAACCAAUUGAGAAAUUGGACUGUGCUCCCCAUUUCCUAACAAGAGUAGAGUUUGAUAUUUGUGGCAUAGUUGACUAAGAGGUCUUGAUUUGUUGUUUGAGACUGACUGUGUUGAGAGGAGAGAACGCCUGUGUUCUCUAGUGUAUGGAUGUGUUUUCGUGGGCCCGGUCCCAAAACCAGCCUUCGCAUCCUUACCGAAGUCUGCUUGUCCCCCCCCUCCCCUCCCAGUCACACGUAGAGUAAGGAACACUGUUGGUUCGUUCCGAGUUCUUGGAGAACAGUGGCUACAGUAAGAGGGCUGUUUUGGGGAUUGGGCCAUUUAUUAAGCUGUCCCAGAAGCCUUAGAGUUCCCCAGGUGCUGCAACAAGCCCUCCACCAUUAUGCACUUUGAUACAGAGGCUUAAACCUGUCUGUACGUGUCUGUUCAGCUGUUUUUUUUUUGUUUUUUUUUUUAUUACAGUGCAUCAGCAAAUAUAUUAAUAUUAUAGCCUUACAUUCUUUUCCAUAUUAAUUCAGAUUAUCCAUUUAACAUUAUUCUACAAUACUUAACAUGGUUUGAAUAUAUAUGGGCAAUGUUGUGGUUACAGUGGUGAAAUUUUCCAUGCUCUGUGUAUAUAGUAUGUCUAUCCAACCAAUCAGUAAACUGUAUUUAUUUUCUUUAACCAGAUCCUCCUUUAAGCUUACAACAGAAAAGCAUCUCCAUCAGAGGUCAAUAUUUAGUCGGACAUCCCCAAGUUUCAGAGUCACUUUUUAAAAAGUUUGUUCUCACCAAUGGAGCUCUUCACUGUUAUUUUUUAUUUUAAAGGGAAAAGCACCUUAUUGUUUCGAAAACACACUCUUUCUUCUCACCCAUGUUCAGCUUUACUGUUACACACACAUAUAUAUCACAGAUGUUCUGACUUUAUCAUUGCCACAAAUUUCCAAUACCACUCAGUUAACUGCUCACUAUCCCUGUGAUGAUUCUCAAUAGACAAAACUAUUUCUACCAAUCCAACUAUGUAUAUUUAUAAGCUUCUCCAUGAAUUUGAGGUUUGUUAAACUUAAUGUGUUAUAGGCUGAUAUUUUGUUACUUUUUACAAAUUGGCUCAAUGCUCUACUUUGUUUCAAUAAAUAUCAAAUGUAAAACCAGCAGAGAA
Molecule: messenger RNA, 3878 nt
Organism: Lates calcarifer (barramundi perch)
Lineage: Eukaryota; Metazoa; Chordata; Actinopteri; Centropomidae
Gene: wnt5a
Product: wingless-type MMTV integration site family, member 5a
Biological process (GO): multicellular organism development; cell fate commitment; neuron differentiation
Cellular component (GO): extracellular region
Molecular function (GO): frizzled binding; cytokine activity
Source: RefSeq, a predicted model, not a curated record